AUGGCUUGCCCUUUGUUGAAUGAUGUAGUUGAUGAAGUUUUAAUACUCAGACGAGCAUUCAGGCAUGAAAGAGUCUUCCGAGAUAGGGCAGACCCAUUGGCCUUUUCAGACGAAUAUCUGACUGAGAGGUACAGAUUCUCAAGUGAUGGCAUCAGAUAUUUGUGUAGGCUGCUGGGUCCAAACAUACAGCACAGGACCGCACGGAGCCAUGCUCUCACUGUCCCACAGAUGGUCUGCAUAGCACUGCGAUUCUUUGCAAGUGGCAUGUUUCUGUAUUCUGUCGGUGAUGCACAAAACCUCAAUAAAGCCACUAUUUGCCGCACAAUAAGAAAAGUAAGUCUGGCAUUGAAAUCUCUUGUGCACAUAUUUAUCACCUUCCCUGGCCACAGAAGAUUCAUCCACAUCAAGGAGGAGUUCUACAAGAUUGCAGGGGCACAUGAGGGAGAUUAUGUGAACAGGAAAUCCUUCCACUGUGUCAAUGUUCAGAUGAUCUGUGAUGCUGACUGCCUCAUCACAAAUUUAGAGGCAAAGUGGCCUGGCUCAGUCCACGACUCCAGAAUCUUUCGGGCCAGUAGAAUUUACCAGAGACUCUCUCUAGGCGAGUUCUCUGGUGUGCUGCUGGGGGACAAAGGUUAUGUCUGUGAGACAUUUCUGAUGACUCCCCUUACAGACCCCCAAACCCCAGCACAGCAAGCUUACAACCAUGCCCAUGCCAAAACCAGGGCUCGAAUUGAAAUGACCUUCGGCCUCCUGAAAUCCCGAUUUCAGUGCCUGCACCACCUGAGGGUCUUCCCAGACAGAGCAUGCGACGUGACUGUUGCCUGCACAGUGCUGCACAAUAUUGCCAGCCUAAGAAAAGAAAGAGUGGACUCCCAGAGUUGCUUUGGAUGUUGA
This is a messenger RNA of Clarias gariepinus (North African catfish), 894 nucleotides long. RefSeq names its product putative nuclease HARBI1. Lineage: Eukaryota; Metazoa; Chordata; Actinopteri; Siluriformes; Clariidae. The record is from RefSeq and is a predicted model, not a curated record. The transcript has 3 exons. Bases 1 to 894 code for a protein of 297 amino acids.